ACUCUUACCAACACUAUAUGUUGAAAUGUCAGCUGUUUGGGUGUGGCAAGUCACCUGAGAAAUUAAUAUCAAUAGUGUAACUAACAAACUAAGGUGUGUUUUUUUUCACUUCCAGUUGUAAAUCAAAUUUCUUUACAUUAAGACACAAGGCAGUCGCCACUUUUACUACCCUGUCAAAAGGAAUUUAAGAAUAACCAGAAACAAAAACAAAUCAAAUUUGGAUCAUAACAAGGCGAAGAAAUGUCGAAAUUGGGUGCUGCAUCGGACCUUGCCAAACGGAACUAUUUCACUAACCAAUUGCUGUAUGUCCAACACGUCGAUAAAGAAAAAGACACGGCCAGUACAAUCUCCGAGCAAUCCCUUCACGAAUAUUUACUGAACAACAGCAAAACAUUUUCAGACUCUCGUUUUUCAGAGUACUUGGGAAAUCCUGAAGCAAAUGUCGACAUUCUGAAAUCAUCUUUACAAGAUGAGAAAGUUGCCACCGCACAGGUCUUCACCAAUCCACUUCCAAUCUCUCUUAAAUUGGACGUCGCGUGUCACGCUUUCGUCUUUUUCGUGACUUGGAACUUAAAAACGAACAAUGUGAUGUGCUAUUCCAUGGAAAAGAACGGGCAGUACAUAGUUCUGCAGCAAUCGCCAGUCAAAGAAGACGUCAUGUAUAAAUUAUAUGACCCUGAAAAGAAGAUACUUGUCAAAAGACUUGGGCCGGUGAAACGAGAAAGUUUUGCUAGAGGCAAUGGAAAGGAACUUGAAUAUUUAAUACGAGCCAUUUGGAAAACCAAUCAGCUAACUACCAAAUAUAACCUUCUGUUUUCAAACUGCCAACACUUUGCUGAAUUUGUCUUUAAACAGGCAAGUUAUGGGGAAAAGAAGUGGUCGACGUGGAUUAGUUCUGUGGUCGACCGAAUCGGAUUGAGAAAUACGAAAACCAAGUCCGAAGUUACAGGGACUGAGUCUAAAUACACGUCGAAUUUAGUUGACGGAAAAGGUAUCUUUUACAAUGCCAUGAUUAAGGGAAGGCGGAAGGACUUUGAAGACCUUGCCGGUAAAUUGACAAGCGAAUCUUUAAACAGCGUCGAUUCCCUAGGCUACACGUUACUUGAAUGGGCCACCGUUUUCUCUACAUCCGAUUGGCCAAUCGAUCAGUUUUUAAUAGGAAAAGGCGCCAAAAUUCAAACAGACGAAGGAACGUUUCGGCGCAAUGUGUUUUUCAUCGCCUUGAAAUUCCUGCACCCAGACAAAGACGGUCAAACUCCCUCAUUGGCAUUUGAUGGCGUUGACAUUGGUGGCGUGAACCAGUCGGGCGACACGGCAUUGCACUGGGCUUUGUACGGGGGAAAAGGGCAAACGGCCAAGAAAAUUCUCAGCCAGCUCAAAAAUUACGACGUCAACACAACCGAUUGCAAGGGCGACACUCCACUUUAUCUCGCCAUUCGACUCAAACGUGAAUUUGACUUGAUCAAAAAGAUUUUAGCUCGAACCAAUUCGGAAAACGUCAACAAACACAACGAACACGGAAACACUGCUCUUCACUUCGCCAUUCUAAACCAGUCCGAAGCGGUGGUCGAGGAACUGCUCAAGCGAAUGGACGUGGACGUCAACGUCAAAAACAACAACAACCACACGGCACUCCAUGUCACUUCUAUGUGGGUGGAUAUUCCAAUCGAUUGGUUCAGAGACAUUUUACGAAAAUCAACCGAUGUCAACGCACAAGACCAAUGGGGAAACACUGCACUUCAAACUGCUAUUCUGGGAAUGUCCAAAAGAGCGGUCAAGGAACUGCUGAAACACAAUAGCGUGGACGUCAACAUAAAAAGUAACCAGGAACAAACGACACUUCAUUUCGCUUCUGAGUGGAGAAAUAUUCCAAUCGAUUUGUUCAGAAAAAUCUUGGAAAAAUCGACCGAUGUUAACGCACAAAACGCAAAUGGAAACACUGCUCUUCAAUUGGCAAUAGUCAAAAAAUGUGAAGCUAUGAUUAAAGAACUUGUCAACCACAAGGAUGUGGACUUGAACCUCAAAGAUAACGAUUACUGUACAGCACUUCAAUUAGCCUCUUCAAGAAAUAAUGUUCCAGUUGAUUUGUUCAGAAUAAUCCUAGAAAAAUCAACCGAUGUUAACGCACAAGAAAAAAACGGACACACUGCUCUUCACUUGGCAAUUGCAUUAGAAAACAGAACUGCGGUGGAGGAAGUGCUCAAACACAAGGACGUGGACGUGAAUCUAAAAAAUAACGACAACCAAACGGCACUACAUUUAGCUUCGGUAUGGAAAAAUAUGUCAGUUGAUUUGUUCAGAAAAAUCUUGGAAAAAUCAAGCGACGUUAACGCACAAGAAAUAGACGGACAUACUGCACUUCAUAUUUCUAUUAUUUACGAGUCAAAAAGUGCGCUAGAAGAAUUGCUCAAACGAAAGGACGUGGACUUUAACUUAAAAAAUAACAACAACCAAACGGCACGUGAUUUCGCCUCUUCGUGGGAGAAUAUACCUGUUGAUUUGCUAAGAAUAAUUUUAGAAAAAUCAAACGCAAAAGACGAAAAGGGAAAUACCGCUCUUCACGUUGCAAUUAUGAACAAGUCUAAAACUGUGGUGGGAGAACUGCUCAAACGAAGUGAGUCGGACGUGAAUCUCAAAAAUAACGACAAACAAACGGCACUCCAUUUAGCUUGUUGGUGGAACGAUAUUCCAAUUGAUUUGUUCAAAAUAAUCCUAAAAAAAUCAACCGAUGUUAACGUACAAGAAGAAGACGGAGACACUGCCCUCCACAAUGCAAUUGUGUUCGAGUUCGAAACUGCAAUUAAGGAACUGCUCGAGCGCAAGGACAUUGACGUUAACAUAAAAAAUAAUGACAAGCGCACGCCACUUCAUUUGGCUUUAAUAGGCAAGGGUUUUCCAAUUGAUUUGUUCAGAAUAAUCUCGGAAAAAUCAACAAAUGUUAACUUGCAAGACAGAGACGGGCAUACAGCUUUUCACUUGGCGAUGUCUCGACAGUCCACAACUAUGAUCGAAGAACUGCUCAAACACAGGAAUUUGGACGUGAACCUCAAAAAUGACGACAACCAAACGGCACUACAAUUCGCUUCCGUAUGGAAAAAUAUUCAAAUUGAUUUGUUCAAAGUAAUUCUAGAAAAAUCAACCGAUGUUCACGCACAAGAAGAAGACGGAAACACUGCUCUUCAUCUUGCUAUUAUGUACAAGUCCGCAACUGCGCUAAAGGAACUGCUCAAAUGCGAAGAAAUUGACUUAAAUCUAAACAAUAACAAAAACCAAACAGCACGCUUUUUGGCUUCUUUGUGGGAAGAUAUUCCAAUUGAUUUGUUGAGAAUAAUCCAAGAAAAAUCAUCAGAUGUCAAUGCCCAAGACGAAAGUGGAAAUACUGCUCUUCACUCUAACGAAAGGAUGUGGACGUGA
This is a messenger RNA of Daphnia pulicaria, 3414 nucleotides long. Its product is annotated as serine/threonine-protein phosphatase 6 regulatory ankyrin repeat subunit B-like. The coding region runs from base 241 to 3414 and encodes 1057 amino acids. Gene Ontology annotation, molecular function: protein binding. The record is from RefSeq and is a predicted model, not a curated record. NCBI's taxonomy places the organism in Eukaryota, Metazoa, Arthropoda, Branchiopoda, Diplostraca, Daphniidae. The transcript has 6 exons.